This is a messenger RNA of Torulaspora delbrueckii, 1353 nucleotides long. RefSeq names its product Izh3p (gene IZH3). The transcript has a single exon. Gene Ontology annotation, molecular function: signaling receptor activity. The record is from RefSeq and is a predicted model, not a curated record. Gene Ontology annotation, cellular component: membrane. Lineage: Eukaryota; Fungi; Ascomycota; Saccharomycetes; Saccharomycetales; Saccharomycetaceae. The coding region runs from base 1 to 1353 and encodes 450 amino acids.
AUGUUGUCGAGAAUGUCCGUUCAAGACGGUAGUACGCUGGUGAAACUACGGAAACAGGUGCGGAAACGGUGUGCUGGGGGGUACAAACGGUAUAACGGACUUCUGGGAUUGUUGAAGCGUAGGAGACAUGAGGAAGAAUACGAAGGUGAAGCUGUGGAGGUCGUGACUAAAGCUCCCAUGGAGUAUUUGGAACACUCGGAUUCGUUUUGUGAUGGCGGGACUUUGGUUUGCAGUUCAAGAUCUAGUACUUAUGGUUCAACACUGACAUUAUUGGAGGAUGAAUGUGCGGAAACCUCUGAUGUGAAGUUGGAGGUUGUUGAGGAGGUUGACGUAAAGGUUGUGGUGAGAGAGUUUCAUCAAGCGCAGGCGAAUGAGCUUGGUCGGGAGCGUCAUUUACAUUAUUACCAGUUGCCAUUUCCUUGGCGUGAGAAUCGAUUUAUUAUUCACGGUUAUCGGUUUUAUGAUUCACAUUACAAGUCCCUGUUGUCGAUAGUGAACUGGUAUGGGUGGCAUAAUGAGACUGCUAAUAUAUGGACCCACCUAGGUGGGGCUUUAUAUGUGUUGUGGUUGGCAGUCUAUGAUUUUCCCAGAACGAGUGUGUGGGAGUCUGAACAGGUGCCAAUGGUAGCCAAGUGUAUUGUGUAUGUUUUUUUGGCUGCUGCAUUGAAAUGUAUGCUUGCUUCGGUUUUUGGUCAUACUUUUAAUGGUACUUGCUGCCUGGCUUUGAGGUCAAAGUUUGCCUGUGUGGAUUACUCGGGGAUUACAAUGUUGAUUACAGCUUCUAUUCUGACUACAGAGUUUGUUACAAUGUAUAACUACCCUUGGUCCUUACGGUUUUACUUGGCUGUGUCAACGGUGUUAGGUAUCUUCGGCGUAAUAAUGAAUUGGUCCCCCAAGUUCGAUCGGCCAGAGGCUCGUCCGCUCAGAAUUAAGUUCUUCAUACUGCUAGCGGCCAUGGGUGGAUUAUCUUUCAUGCAAUUGGGUUUGUUAGGCGGCUGGAAAUACGCUUCAUGGCUCAUGGCACCCGUGACACAUAAAUCACUGGUUUGGUACCUUUUAGGAGUGGCAUUCUACGGCUCCUUCGUACCAGAGAGGUUUAGGACAGACAUCGUGGUCGACAAGAGGAUUCCAACAGAACAAGAACUUUCAACGAGCCUCGAAGUGGUAACCAGACACAAACAUGUACAUUUUAGACCUGAACCAACAGCCGGAGCUCGCACGGACUUAUGGUCCCUAUGGUGGGUCGACUAUGUUGGGUGCUCACAUAGUUGGUGGCACUUAUUCGUAGUUUUGGGAGUCGUGGGUCACUACCACGCCAUCAUCGAUAUGUUCGCCAAUCGUUGGGGAAUAUAG